AAAGACAACAUGGACAAAUCUUCAGCAGCUCUGACUUGGAGACUCUUCUUGUUUCUUGGGAAGAUGAAGCUGCUCCUGCUCCUGUUGGCCUUCUUUCUGCUCCCCAGAGCAGAGGCAGGAGAGAUCAUCGGGGGACAUGAAGCCAAACCCCACUCCCACCCCUACAUGGCUUACCUUAGGAUCAGGCGUGAGAAAUCUAGGAAAGUUUGUGGUGGCUUCCUGAUUCAAGAGGACUUUGUGCUGACAGCUGCUCACUGUUUAAAGGGCCAAAUAAAGGUCACCUUGGGGGCCCACAACAUCAAGGAACAAGAGGACACCCAGCAGGUCUUCCGUGUACAAAAGGCAUUUCCCCACCAAGACUUUAAUUGGGAAAAACGCAUCAACGACAUCAUGCUACUGAAGCUGAAGAAAAAGGCCAAGCUGACUAAUGCUGUGCAGCUCCUCAACCUGCCCAAGGGGAUGACCCAGGGUGACUCCGGAGGCCCCCUGGUGUGUAAUAAUAUGGCACAGGGCAUUGUCUCCUAUGCAGGAAAGAAUAGAACAACACCAAUUAUCUUCACCAAAGUCUCAUGGUUUCUAAGCUGGAUUAAAAAAACCAUGAAACAGAGCUGA
Cavia porcellus (domestic guinea pig) is the source of this 612-nucleotide messenger RNA. Its product is annotated as mast cell protease 3-like. Gene Ontology annotation, cellular component: intracellular membrane-bounded organelle; cytoplasm. The record is from RefSeq and is a predicted model, not a curated record. The coding region runs from base 10 to 612 and encodes 200 amino acids. The transcript is spliced from 5 exons. Lineage: Eukaryota; Metazoa; Chordata; Mammalia; Rodentia; Caviidae. Gene Ontology annotation, biological process: proteolysis. Gene Ontology annotation, molecular function: serine-type endopeptidase activity.